Molecule: messenger RNA, 2372 nt
Organism: Phalaenopsis equestris
Lineage: Eukaryota; Viridiplantae; Streptophyta; Magnoliopsida; Asparagales; Orchidaceae
Product: arginyl-tRNA--protein transferase 2-like
Exons: 6
Coding region: 179-2080 (633 amino acids)
Biological process (GO): protein arginylation
Cellular component (GO): cytoplasm
Molecular function (GO): arginyl-tRNA--protein transferase activity
Source: RefSeq, a predicted model, not a curated record
GCUUGAACCCAUUUAAGAAAAUACUUCUUCUAUUGCUGCGGCGCUCGAGGGAGAUAUCCUUCAAGCAGUGAACGGGCGUUCGAGUGGGGAAGAGAGAAAUCGAUCGGCGGUUUUGUACUUCGGAGGUUGCAGAAGAAGUGCUGAAGGGCAAAUCAUCGAUCUGGGAAGAAAGUUAAAGAUGAAUGAUGGAGCGAGCAGCAGCAGAAGAGGAGGAUGUGGGGAGACGGUUUUGAUUGAUCACGGCCAGCUAAGAAGCUCAUGCGGGUACUGUAGAUCCUCCUCCUACACCAGCAUCUCUCAUGGAUUGUGGGCUCAGAGCAUUAAAGCAAAUGACUAUCAAGAUCUUCUUGAUCGGGGUUGGAGGAGAUCUGGCUGUUUUCUCUACAAACCUGAGAUGGAAAGUACUUGUUGUCCUCCUUAUACCAUUCGUUUGAAUGCAUGUGAUUUUGUUCCUUCAAGGGAACAAGUUCGUGUGCAGAAGAAAAUGCAAAGGUUUGUAGAAGGUACAUUAAACCCGAGGAAACUACACCAGUUUCAAGAGGUGGGCUUCACAGAGUGCAACAUUAACUCAUGUAACAAUGAAUCAUUAGCAAUUACUAGCUCAGGAAUAUCUUCAGGAAAAUCCUUAUCUGGUAAAAUUGAAAAGAAGUUCAAUGAAGACGAGUUUUUGCAAGUUUUGGCAAAUUUGGUCAACAAUGCCAUUAGUGCUUGCAUUGAUAGAGGUGAUUUUCCUUCUAUUAAGUUUCCAACGGCAGUUGUCAAAAAGGUAAAAUUUCAAGCUAAAAGGAAACUAACGGAAGACUUGUUGUACACGAGCAACAUCCCAUUUCAGAUUGCUGCAUCAUUAAAACGACCACAAUCCGCACAAGGAAAAAAUUCUCCUUCUCAGUUGAAUAAUCCAAUUCAGAAUGGAGGAUCAUUGGAUGUCACACCCAACAUAAUUGCUGAAAUGCUAUCAUCUUCCAUAAAAUUGGAUGAUACACCUUUUGGUCUAUUAGUAAAAGCUUGCAAUGGCCAUCUUAAUUUUUGUUCUUCUACGGAACAUUCUGAAUAUUCAGAUUUGGUUUCAAAUACAGUGGCGUGUACACAAACUUUUGGAGGGGUAAGAGGUAAGGAUAAAGAAAGUUGCUCAACUGAAAGCAGUGCAAAUAUUCCAUUAAAAAAAAAGAAAUUGGAGAUAAGAAUGAAAAGAUCAUGUUUUGAUCCUGUUGAAUUUGCCUUGUACAAAAGGUAUCAAAUCAAAGUCCAUGGAGAUUUACCAGAUAAAGUAACAGAAAGUUCUUACCGUAGAUUUCUGGUGGACACGCCUAUAAUUUUUGUUCCUCCUAGUGGUACAAAGAGUACAAAGAGUGUUCCACCUUGUGGUUUUGGUUCUUUUCAUCAGCAAUAUGUUAUUGAUGGGAAACUUGUUGCUGUUGGAGUGGUUGAUAUUCUUCCAAGAUGCUUAUCUAGCAAGUAUUUAUUCUGGGACCCUGAUCUUGCCUUCCUAUCACUUGGAAAAUACUCAGCUUUACAAGAAAUAAAUUGGGUAAAAAAUUCACAUGCUCACCACCCAAGCCUCCAGUACUAUUAUCUCGGUUAUUAUAUCCAUUCCUGCAACAAAAUGAGAUACAAAGCAGCAUAUCGCCCAUCUGAGCUUCUAUGUCCCCUUCGUCAUGAGUGGGUACCAUUUGAUAUUGCUAGACCACUGCUUGACAAAAAGUCAUAUGUUGUCCUAUCAGAUUUUAAAACCCAACAUCAUCAGUCAUCUCCUAAUGACACAUCAUCUUAUCCUGAUUACAAUGGAUCAAAUAGAACUUCUCGUGAUGAAAAAAGCGAAGCAGGCAUUCUAAAUGAACAUGAGGAUAUUAAAUCAGAAGCAAAAGAUAGUGGUGAACCUUUGCGGAACGAGUUAAUGUUGUUUAAUGUUGGUAAUAUUUUAAUUGACUUGCAAGGUUCACGGCUCAGAUUCAAGAAUUUUCGACAGGUUUAUGGAGCCAUUGACAAGAGAUUCAUCAAAGAGUUGGAGCUGCAACUGGAAAGGUUCGUGGGAGUUGUGGGCAAUGAUCUCUCCGGACGUUUAAUUUACUCCCUUGGAUAGAUCAAUCAAUCAUCAAAGGUACGCCUGCAAUUUACAUGCAUAUUCUCCUUUUAAUAUGAACUGCUCUUGACUAUUAUGCUUAUUACUGUACAUCAUAAUUAGUUAUAUUUGGAAUUAGCAUUUAGACCCUCAAAAUUUUCAAAUAAACCUGGGAUAUAACAUAUAAUCACUCUCUGCACCAGUGAAUAGCUGUUUGAUGGAUGGGAUAUGCAAAUAUGUUUUUUGCAUAUAUUGAAAGUUAAAGAGACAUUUAAUUCUCUUUGUAUUUUUGUUUCUAAGUUAAUUUUUUGUU